AUGUUUUACAGCAUACUGCCUUUGAAAGGGAGCCAAGAAAAUUCGCCCGAGAUGGAGAACACAACUAGCACAAGCCCUACUGCGCGUCUCUCGCCUUCCAUGUCGGGACGUGACAAAGCCAAUCUACUAGACCGCAAGUUUGCAGACGCCAAGAGAAACAGUCGGUCCAAGUUUGCCGCGACAAAACAUCAGGAGUCAUCUCCACAACCCUCCACGGCACCCUCUGGUAAUGAUCCUGUCAAAUUGCAGAGAAUUUACUCGAUUCUGAAUGCCAAACGAUCAACGCCCAGCAAAGCACCCCAGCCACAGGAGCAGAGAAGCUCGUCCGGGGAGAACGGAUUGGCCGCCAAAUCGACCUCGUCGCAGGAAACCACACUGGGUCUGAGGUCUGGUGUUCGUGACGCGUCUAGUUUGGGGCUCGCGUCGCUCAAUAGUGCCGCAUCCUACAGAGACCUGAUGAUUGCGAAGCGUAACGCGUUCAAACAGCGAAUGAUCCAAAAUGAGGCCGCAAUGAGAUCAGCAGCAGAGGACUCUGCAGAGACCACCAUCGAGGCACAGCCGCCCAAACCGGACUCGCAGCCACCAGUGAAAAGUUUGUUGGAUCAUGCCCCUGUUCAGGAGACUCCGGUGCCGGAUACACCACGAGAGACGCGUCAAGCGCGUGCAGCAGUGGAGAAACAGACCGUUAAGUCUGCUCGCAAAAGAAGCUCUCCAAGCAAAUCUCCAAGUCCAGAGAAAACUCCGUCCAAGGUUACAAAGACAGUUCCCGCUUCGGAAGCACACACGCCUUCUAAUUCUCGUCCUAGCUCAGCUCCAAGCUCUGGCCGUACAAGGAGAGCCACUAGGGGGCCAGUGCCUCGCGCGCCAUUUCAGGGACCUGCUAUUCCCGCUGCUGCUGCUACUGCGAUCAAAAGCUCCAGUUUUGCAAAUGUUACAAGAGCUUCAGACAGAACAUCGGCGGCCGUGAUUUCUGAAGACCUGUCUCCAGCAGAGAAGUCUCGCAAGACUAUGAGCGACUCUGAGUUGCAUGCCAAGCGUAUUGAAGAGAAGACAAAACCAGAGUUUUCUGCCGUUGAACCUCAACCAACCAUUAUCGAAAAAGAGACCCUGCAAGUGGACUCGACUCCGCAGAAACCUGCUUCCAAUGGACCUGGACUGUUUGUUGAGGAUACCGACAACGACGACGACGUUCCACUCCAAAACGAUUGCUGA
Ogataea philodendri is the source of this 1212-nucleotide messenger RNA. RefSeq lists its product as uncharacterized. NCBI's taxonomy places the organism in Eukaryota, Fungi, Ascomycota, Pichiomycetes, Pichiales, Pichiaceae. The transcript is spliced from 2 exons. The coding region runs from base 1 to 1212 and encodes 403 amino acids. The record is from RefSeq and is a predicted model, not a curated record.